Messenger RNA from Danio rerio (zebrafish), 4093 nucleotides. NCBI's taxonomy places the organism in Eukaryota, Metazoa, Chordata, Actinopteri, Cypriniformes, Danionidae. The record is from RefSeq and is a predicted model, not a curated record.
AAGACUGCGCUGCUCCGCGUCUGCUUCAGACAAGAGGAACAGCUUCAGCUGCCGCUCCAGUCCGCCGAGCGCACAAUAGCCGCACGAACACAACGGGAUCUCUUUACGGAUAAACGCGCGAUCGCAUCUCUUGGAUUAUUACAGCUUCAUCUUUUCCUAGAUAGUGAUUUACUAAUGCUGAUCGGACACGUUAUUGAUCACCAAACGCUUGCGCCAUGAGCGGGGUUCUCAAGAGGAAGUAUGAGGAGGUGGCGGAGGACCCGUGCUACUCCUCCUCAUCCCCCUCCUCUCUCUCCUCCUCUGCCUACUCAGAGUGGGACUCAGAUGGGGAGAGCUGCUACUCGGACACCCUGGAUUCGACCCCCAGUAACCCUAGCUCCCCAGCAACAUCCUUAAACACAACAUCUAUCCUGAAGAAGGCUAAGCGCACACGGCGAGGCAACGUGCAGUUUGACCAGGUUACGGUUUUCUUCUUUCCUCGUUGCCAGGGCUUCACCAGCGUGCCCAGUCGGGGAGGUUGCACCCUUGGCAUGAUGCAAAGGCACAGUGCCCAACGUCGCUACACAUUGGCAGAGUUUGCGAUAGCACAGCGCCACCUACGGCGAGAGAAACUCAAAAAUCGAAUGAGGGAGGAAAAACUGGAAGCCCUUAAGCUAAAGCUCACCAAAAACGGUACCCAAGAGUCUGAAGAAGCUGAAAAGUUAACUGUCGAUGAUAUCCCAGAGGAUGAAAUUGACCUCAGUGGAGUAAAUGUGGAUGACGGCUCCUUCCUGCAUCCAUACCCCUCAAAGAAAAGGUACGCCAUCCUUAAAGCUGCUGGUGUGAAGAAAAUCGAUAGAGAAGAGAAACGUCAACUUCAUGAGCUGCGGACAUCGAGAGAAGACUGCGGAUGUGACUGUCAAGGCUUCUGUGAGCCAGAGACCUGCAGCUGUAGUUUGGCUGGGAUCAAAUGUCAGAUGGACCACUCAUCCUUCCCAUGUGGCUGCACUAAAGAUGGCUGUGGGAACACACAAGGUCGCAUCGAGUUCAACUCUAGCCGAGUUCAUACCCACUACAUCCACACUAUCAUGAAGCUGGAGCUGGAAAAACGCUUGGAGGAGCACACGACAGAGACGCCUCCUGAAACUCAUCCAGACAGCAGUUCCCUAAACCAACCAGCAGAGAUCAGCAGCACGCCAGACAUGCCAACAUUUCACUUUAACUCAGAGCUACUAUCCACAGGAGAGAACAGCUGCAGCAGUGACAUGACCGAUUCGUCUAGUUCCUCAGGCCAGAGCGAGGAUUCUGAAUCUGUUGAAAAUGUUCCAAGUGAACAGUCGCCGCUGGACGUUGACGAAAACGGACUUACAAGAAUCCUAAGCUUUAGCGACACAGACAAUGAAGACUGUUCUAUCAGGGAGCGCAAUGACAACUGUGACUACCAACAGAAAAAGAGCGAAGGGUCGAUGGGUUAUGGCAUCUUCAGUACAGAGGACGACAAGCUCAACAUGUCACAAACAGACAACAGUCGCACAGCCAUGUCUGAACUUUUAGACGAGAACGCUAAUCAAGGUAACGGACUAUUCCACAGCAGCUUCAUCCCACAUACGCCCUCGCCUUCCAUCGAUCAUUCGGCCAGCUACAUGGACCUUAGCCUGUCAUCCGAGUCAGACUUAGAAUUCUUUGAUGGAUUUCCUUGUUUGGGACCGAGCUCGCUAUACAACUCCCUAAAGGAGUAUGAGCACGUGGACAACUUCUUUCAGUUCCAGUUGCCUACCUACCCCAGCCUUCCUCAAGCUGUCGACCCAGGAACAUGUCUCCUGGAGUCUCUGAUCGGCUUGUCAGAUUCUGUCCCAGAACCUCCGACUACUUUCACGGACAAUCAAAUGCUAGAAGAUGCCAUGAAGCUGUCAGUGAUGGAGUCUUUAAAGGUCUAAUGGGGGACUCUUGUAUGAUCACUGUAUAAAUGAACUAUGGGAUUGUAAAUGAAUGCCAUUUGUUUUCUUUUUGAAUGGAGACCCAUCGCGGGAUAUCAAUAUUUGCAUUAUCUGCCUUUAAGAUGUUAGCAAAGCAUUAAGUUAUUAUAACAAUCUUUAUUAUCAUUAUUGCCAUCGCAGUGGCAGCUAACAUUUCAGUUCAAAAACAAGUCUGGCCGACUGAUUUUUGAAUAUUUGUACAUAUGGCCAGGAAGGUGAAGAAAUUUUCACCCACAUUGGUGGUAUUAUCAACAUUUACCAUUAUUAUUAUUAUUAUUGCUAAGGUUAUUUAUAUGAAUUGAGAAGGGGCACCAAUGGGAGUCAUAAAGCUGAUUAUGUAUCUCAGGGACUUUUUCUAGCUUUCAGAAGCAAUGCAUUUUGACCAUCGCUGUUUUUUGGCGUUCUUUUUUUCUGAGAAUUUUCACCAAAACAAACAGCAUUUAAAUGGCCCCUUUUGUAGGGCUUCUUUCUUGGUCGCUUUUCCGACUUGAGAUGGUGGUCUGUACUUUUUUUUGCAAAGCUAGAGGAAGACUCCUGUUCCACAAAAAGGCUCCUUGGGAUUUUCUAACGGUACACAAAUCCCCCCCGAGGCUCCUCAGUUAGCACUUUAUCUGUGAAAAAAAUGAACCAAUCAGAGAGCAGAUGGGUCUGCCUUGUCGUCUCUGAGUCGAAGAUUGUUUUCAUGCCAUUUUAUGGUGUUGGAUCAUCAGCACAAGGUGGAGAAAAGUGAACGAUUUCCUUUUUAAUUUAUUCUACACGCCGAAGAUAUUGCAUAAUAUGACUGUGUGAUAUCUGUUGACCAUUAUUUGGAAUUGCUUUUAUUUAUUCUUACCAAGUUAUUUAUUUUGUUUUCUUCAAAUGCCAGCUGAAUAUUAUCUGAGCCACACUGUGCUCCGGAGAAGUGGAAAUAAUGCAGCUUGUUCACGUUUUCCACCUACAUUAACCUGUGUGAUGCACAUCUUUAUGUUCAGCUGUGGAGGAAGGGGCACCAACUGCAAAGUAUUUAAUAAUUACGAUGAAGUAACACAUUUGGUUAAAUUAUUUCACGUUUAGCAUUUCAGCAGUAGGACUAUUUAUUCAUGGUUUGGGAAAUAAAGAGAACGGUGUGUUUAACAAAAGAAAAAUAUAGUCUGUGCCUGUUAACACAAGGAGCCGCUGUUUCCUGUCAGAUGAAUGACAUGAUGCUGUAUAAUCUACCUAUUAACUAAAAAAGGUCUGUGAAUUGACCACCAAUGACAUAGCCUAUAAUAUAGAGAAUUAACAUUUUGUAACUAUGUAGAUUUGAGAGAAUUCUAAUCUGUUUAUUGACAAAUUAUUUUAUUAAGAAAUUAAAUUCACAAUCUUCUUCAAAUAUUAAAACAUUUGUAAUAUAUGAAUAGAGCUAAAUCUAUGCUUAAAGAAAAAGACUAAUAUUCUGGCGAGGCAUAAAGUUAGGGUUUACUACGAUGUAGCUACCUAAACAAAUUUCCCAAACUUGAUUUGACUGGUUGACUGGAGAACACAACUGACAACGUUAAUUGCGGGAGAAAAUUUAGGCUUAGUUUCAAUAACGUUUUGUUGAUAAAAUCUGCAUAUAUUAUGCAACAUGUAUCAUAUUAUGCAAAUUUGCGUUGCCCAUGUUGUUUCCACUACAGUGAAGACAUUUAAGUUUGUAUGUUUCUGAAUGAGCUUUGAGGACAUGAAUCGAUGUACAUAUCUGACCAUCCAGACUUGAGCUGUCAGCACAGCCUUAUUUGACCUGAUAGGAGCAUUUUUGCAUGCAAGACCCAUUCAUUUGUCAUGCAUUUAGAGCAAAACUGCACAAUCAGAAAUGUACUUGCUUUAUUUUUGCCUUCAUGCUGUUCAUUCAAGUCCAGCUUAUUAUUCCCUUGUAAAGAUGUAUCUCAUCGCAAUGAAAUGGAAAUGAUUGGUAUUUAUUAGUCAUGAUUGAUGUUUUUGAUCUCUGAUGCUUUUCAAAGUGUUUCUUACUUCUGCCUUUUUGUUGUAUAUAUUUUCUGCUUCAAUGAAACUAAAGACAAAACCAAGCAGUUGUUUUAUAUGAUAUAUUUUCACGCUUAACAGUUUAAAGCUGUUCAUUUCAUUCAAGUCAUUUGACAUUAGUUUGUCCCUUCAAAAUAAAAGUCCAGCUUUUUUCUUAA